CCAACCGUAAUGCGAGUCCGGGCCCACGCGUCAUCCACAAGGCCGUCCCUGCGCUUUGCGUGCGUCCCGCGGUUCGCAGCGCAACCGCAUCCUCUUUAUGAUAUCCCCGGCGCCAUCGGACGAGAGCGAGCAAGCGAGCCAUGGCGGAGGACGACGAUGGCGGCGGCUCCGCUGGAGUAGAGAGCCUUCGAGAAGAACCCGAGGUGAGCGCCGCUGCAUCUGAAGAUGAAGAGGAGGAGAAGGAGGAGGAGGAGGAGGAGGGGGUGGGAUUCACCUUCGCCGCCGCCGCGCAAUUCGCUGCUGCCGGUGGUGGCGAUGGCGGGGUGUUCGGCGGCGGAUGCGUCCGGCCUAUGUACUACCCGGUCUUCGGCCGGCCGCGGUCGCCGCCGCCGCCGCCGGAGGAGGAGGAGACGCCGGAGUCGGCGACGUUGCGGGUGCCGCUGGCGCAGCUCCUCCUGGCGGAGCGUGGCUCUUCCUCCUCGUCGACGCGGCAGCCGGGCCAGGACGAUCUCGAGGGGGUGUCGGUGGAGACGUACUGCCUGUGGUCCCCCGGGUCCUCGCCGCGUGCGGCGCACCCUUCUUCUUCCCCGGGGGCGGCGAGGUGCCAGAAGAGCGGGUCCACGGGGUCGGUCCUGCGGUGGCGCCAGCGGCUCGUCGGGCUCGGCCGGAGCCACAGCGACGGAAAGGAGAAGUUCGUGUUCCUGGCGGCCGACGCUGGCUCCUCCCCUGGCCGCAAGGAGGGGGCCGAUGUCUCCCCCGGCCGCAAGGGAGUUUCCGGCGGCGGCAGCGGCGGCCAUGGGUGGAGUAGCUCCUAUUACGGGAGAGGCAACAGCAGGGGAGGAUCAGGAAGCCGGAGGUCCACGUCGUCGUCGUUCCUGCCGUAUAAGCAGGAUUUGCUCGGGCUCUUCGCCAACGCCGGCGCCCUCCGCCGGAGCUAUCACCCCUUCUGAUUUUAACCGGUUUAACUGCCUCGCCGGUCGUUUUACCUUGUUUGUGGAGAUCUUAAGUUGUGACGUCGCUGACCCUGGUGUGGCUUGCUAUGCUGAUUUUUUUUUACUUUUCUUUUGAGAUUGUGAUUAUGGUGUGCAUAAAUUAAUUUUUCUUUUGCUUUUGUACAACACGAAAGAAUUUUAACAUACUUCUAGCAGAUGCUUGUGUGCAA
Brachypodium distachyon (stiff brome) is the source of this 1162-nucleotide messenger RNA. RefSeq names its product zinc finger protein AEBP2. The transcript has a single exon. The coding region runs from base 141 to 950 and encodes 269 amino acids. The record is from RefSeq and is a predicted model, not a curated record. NCBI's taxonomy places the organism in Eukaryota, Viridiplantae, Streptophyta, Magnoliopsida, Poales, Poaceae.